AUUGACAGCAUACGUCGGUAGCCGUGCGUUCUAUUGAAACGAGCGUUCUGGGAACCGUCUUGGCUUCACAAGAAUAGAAUUUCCAUCGCGUUGCCCGCCCAACGUUUGCUCUGCAGCUUUUCCACCCACAUGAAAAGAGUCUCAAAGACCGGCUCACGAUCUUUAAUAUAUCAAGACAUGAUGUUAUCCCUUCUUGCAUUCUUCGGCUUCCUCCUUGCCCUCGCCGGCGCAUCCCCUGCCUCCACUCGAGACAUCUCUGCAAGCACAACAACAACAAACACCCCCACCACACCGACACCCUGCCAUUACAAAGCCUUCGACAAACCGUGGAUCCUCAAAGAUAUCACCAUCUUCACGCCCUCCGGUCAGGGGAACUCGUCAAACGCCACGGCGCACGGCACCGUCAGCUUCCACUUCUGCGACCGGAAUGCGCGCCUGCUCCUCGAGACCGAUUGCUCGGGCGAUGUGAUCGGCGAUGCAUGCGAGGCGGGCGACGGCGGUUACGUGUCUUGCGAGAAUGCGAAUGUGGGCUUCAAGCUGGCAAGUGGCGGCGUGGUCAUGGUAGAGCGAUGGUAUGAGGAUAACUGCUUGGGCCCGUAUCCAUACAACUCGGGAGAGGCGUUUGGACAGAACACUACAAAGAUGAGCAUUCAGCAGGGAGCGUCGGGCACGUUGGCCUCGCAGUCGGAACUGCUGGUGGAGAUUACGGCGAUGGCAUGAGGGCGGCCACCAUCCGUAGUGGUCAGACAAGCAUCGUAAGGGACCGGCACAGUUGGAUCCAAGGGGCA
Messenger RNA from Neohortaea acidophila, 788 nucleotides. RefSeq lists its product as uncharacterized. The coding region runs from base 130 to 720 and encodes 196 amino acids. The record is from RefSeq and is a predicted model, not a curated record. The transcript is spliced from 3 exons. Lineage: Eukaryota; Fungi; Ascomycota; Dothideomycetes; Mycosphaerellales; Teratosphaeriaceae.